This is a messenger RNA of Lathyrus oleraceus (garden pea), 663 nucleotides long. RefSeq lists its product as uncharacterized. The record is from RefSeq and is a predicted model, not a curated record. Lineage: Eukaryota; Viridiplantae; Streptophyta; Magnoliopsida; Fabales; Fabaceae. Bases 1 to 663 code for a protein of 220 amino acids. The transcript has a single exon.
AUGGAGUCAUUCAUUGCUGCUCAGAAUCAACUGAUUCCAACUCCUGCAACUCCUCAGCAAAGGACAAUCAUCCCAGAGAUCGUCUCAACACCAGUGUAUGUGUUUCCUACCAGUCAGCCUGCACAAGUCAUGCCCGCCAGAUUCCCGUGGGGAAUUCCUCCGAAUUUUAUGCCUGAAGGUUAUGCUCCAACUGUUGCUCUUAUGCCGGCAUCUCUACUGAUCAUGUCAAUGCCUUCUCCUUUUGCCUAUGCUAUGCCACGUGUUGAAGAAACCAUUUAUCAUUCUGAGUCGUUUGAGGGCCCUCAAAUGUACGAGAAAAUGGAUGAAAUGAAAGACCAAUUUCAAGAGCUGAAAAAGGAAUUGAAGACCUUAAGAGGUAAAGAUCUGUUUGGGAAAAAUGCUGCCGAAUUUUGCUUGGUACCCAACGUGAAAAUCCCUGUCAAAUUCAAGGUCCUAGGUUUUGAUAAGUAUAAAUGGAAUACUUGUCUGUUGAGUCAUAUUAUGAUGUACGCCCGCAAGAUAUCGACCCAGACAGAUAAUGGUCAAUUUCUCAUCCAUUAUUUUCAAGACAGCUUGGCCGAUAUCACGCGUUGGUGGUAUAUGGGUUUAGACAUUGCUAAUGUUCGUACUUACAACGACUUAGGUGAUGCCUUCAUCAAAUAA